UUUCAACAACCGGACUCUGACGAGCUCCUUUAUAAAGCCGUUUCUAUGCCACAUGCGUUUGUAUCUCCGCCUAUACGUAUAGAGGGCUACAGAGAGAGAGAAAGAGAGAGAUGGGGAGUGUCGGAGAGAUAGGCGGAGAUGAAGCUUUAUUCGACGUGGAUGAGACGAUCUUCGUGGCAGUGGCGGAGGAUGUUGAGAGGAGCAAAACGACGGUGCUUUGGGCGGCGCGAAACUUCUCCGGCAAGAGGAUUUGCUUGAUUCAUGUUUACCGUCCGGCUCGGCCCCCGCCGUGGAACAAGAAACUUGUUGCUGGUAAGUUUAAACAGCAUUCUGUCAUGGUGAUUGAGAACGACGAGAGCCAAAAAGUGGACGAGCUUAUGGAUUCUUAUCUUCGCCUUCUAUCUGAAUCUGAGGUUCGAACAGAUAAGUUGUGGAUUGAGAGGCCAAAUAUUGAGGAAGGUAUUGUUGAACUGAUUGCUCAGCACAAGAUUAAGUGGUUCGUAAUGGGAGCUGCAUCAGAUAAUCAUUAUUCAUGGAAAAUGACUGAUUUGAAGUCUAAGAGAUCCACGUUUGUUUGCCAAAGAGCACCUGUUUCAUGUCAUAUCUGGUUUCUGUGUAAAGGUUACCUUAUCUUUACAAGGGCAACAAAUGAAGAAAGUGCUAACAGGGAAAUGAUGCCUCCUCUACUACAGCCAGUUUCAGAUACUGGGACCAGGGAAUCAGAAAACUUGGAAUCUUCUUAUAUGAUGAGAAGACUAAGAUAUUGGCGUAGUCUCCUUGAACAAGAUGCUGAUAAAGACACUUGUGAAUUGGAGAAAGAGACAUGGGAUUCUAUUCGUCAUUUUUCUUCGGGUUCAGGUUCCUCUGUUGGCUCAGAUUCAGUGACUACGUUAACCGUUGAGGAGAUGAAGUGUGAACAAGAUACGGUACACAAAGCUCAUCGUAAGUAUGAUAAAAUCAAUAACGCUGCUGGCCAGACAGAGGGAACUGUCUAUGAAGAAGCUAGAAGCGAGUGGAAGGAUGAUGGCAGUACCAUGGAGGCUAUAUGCAAGUCCAAAGCCUUGGACAACUUAUGCAUGAAGGAGAUGAGCCGAAGAAAAAAGCUGGAAGAAUUGCUGGGAAGGGAGAGAGAAGAAGUUAAAAAGGUAAAGGACCAGUAUGACGAAUUCAUGAAAGAACUCCAGAUGGUUCAGGGCCAGAAUCUACAGCUGGAGAACCAAAUUCGCAAAAUUGGAGAUAUGGAAAAAGAAUACGAUGAAAAUUUUGUGACAGCUAUGGAGCUCUUUAAAAGCUUCAAGCAGAAAAGGGAUGAGAGGCGGAUAGAGCACGCGAAAGCGGUGAGAGAGGUGAAUGCAUUGAGGAAACCGGUAAAAGGGCAGUCUGUAAUUUCUCGUGGAACAAAAAUUCUCAAGUAUUCCUUCAUGGAACUCCACGAGGCCACUAACGAAUUUGACUCAUCCUGGAAACUUGGAGAAGGAAAAUACGGAGGCAUCUACAAGGGGUAUCUUCAACAUCUUCAAGUUGUUGUAAAGAUGUUGCCCUUCUAUGGCUUCCAGACUCACUUGGAGUUCCAGCAUCAGGUGGAAAUUCUAAGCAGGGUGAGGCAUCCGAAUCUGGUAAUGUUUAUGGGGGCUUGCACGGAGUCACGGUCCCUCGUUUAUCAGUAUAUUGAGAAUGGCAGCCUCCAAGAUCAUCUAUCCUCCAGACACAACAUUCCCCCGCUCUCAUGGGAGACUCGGAUCAGGAUUGCCUCGGAGAUUUGCUCCGCCCUCUUGUUUCUUCACUCCAACAUGCCCUGCAUCAUACAUGGAAACCUGAAACCCUCCAAGAUUCUCCUUGAUUCCAAUCUCGUCACCAAGAUCACCGGCAACGGGGUUUCUCAGUUGAUUCCUCGAUCUAACGUCGACAAAUCAGUUCAUACAGAUCCAAAUUUCUCUGUCUCUGGACGAUUGACACCAGAAUUAGAUGUAUACUCAUUCGGGAUCAUUCUCCUUCAGCUGCUUACCAAGAGACCUGUUUCAGGGAUACUAAGAGAAGUCAAAUGUGCCUUAGAAAAUGAUACCUUGUGUUCGGUCCUGGAUAGUUCAGCCGGAGAAUGGCCUGUUGCACUUGCCCGAAAGCUGGCUAAUGCGGCAAUGCACUGCUGUAAAAGGAACCCUUUGAAUCGACCAGACCUGUCAGUGGUUCUGCGGGUGAUAGAGCGGAUGAGGGUUCCGCCAUCAUCUUCAUACUCUGACCACAAAGCUCGCCGUCGAGCCCCUUCUCACUUCCUCUGCCCCAUUUUUCAGGAACUGAUGAAAGACCCGCUGAUAGCAGCGGACGGAUUCACGUAUGAAGGGGAAGCAAUCCGAGAGUGGUUAGCGAAAGGGCGCGGCACUUCCCCGAUGACAAACGUCAAGAUGGAAGACUGCAACCUCAUCCCUAACCAUGCCCUCCAUCAAGCCAUCCAACGCUGGCAAAACCAAUGGUGAAAUUUAUAUAUAGUAUGACGUUCCUCUCUUAAUAUACACACACACACGCACACAUGGAAACCCCUAUUCUUCAUAGACAUUGAUAUGAGCACAUAAUUUGUAUUCUCUCUGUAAAACCCUAUGGUCUCAAUCUUUGCAUUAUUACCCUAACAAAUCGCAUACUUAUUAUGUAUAACGUUAUGUAUUUAUCUCAGAUGUCUACAACAUGUCUGAUUCUUUUUGGAUCAAAAGAUUCAUUUUGCCUUUGGCUUC
Messenger RNA from Tarenaya hassleriana, 2723 nucleotides. RefSeq names its product U-box domain-containing protein 32-like. The record is from RefSeq and is a predicted model, not a curated record. The transcript is spliced from 10 exons. Gene Ontology annotation, biological process: protein ubiquitination; protein phosphorylation. Gene Ontology annotation, molecular function: ATP binding; protein kinase activity; ubiquitin-protein transferase activity. Lineage: Eukaryota; Viridiplantae; Streptophyta; Magnoliopsida; Brassicales; Cleomaceae. Bases 111 to 2471 code for a protein of 786 amino acids.